Messenger RNA from Megalops cyprinoides (Indo-Pacific tarpon), 1432 nucleotides. RefSeq names its product ubiquitin like 4A (gene ubl4a). The transcript has 4 exons. Gene Ontology annotation, molecular function: protein binding. NCBI's taxonomy places the organism in Eukaryota, Metazoa, Chordata, Actinopteri, Elopiformes, Megalopidae. The record is from RefSeq and is a predicted model, not a curated record. Gene Ontology annotation, biological process: post-translational protein targeting to endoplasmic reticulum membrane. The coding region runs from base 152 to 625 and encodes 157 amino acids.
UCUGCAUAGAAACGCCGGCAUUUAGCAUCGAAAUAGGCCCCACGUAUUGAGCAGGAUAGCAGCAAAUCACGCGUACUCCAACCGAAAGGCGACGUUAAAUUAGUGUAAUCGUGAAAUAAUAGCCAGUUCAAAAAAUAGCUUUAAUGACAAAAUGAUACUCACCGUGAAACCACUUCAGGGGAAGGAGUGUAACCUACAGGUCACAGAGGAUGAAAAGGUGUCAACAGUGAAGGAACUGGUCUCAGACCGUUUGAACAUACCACCCAAUCAGCAGCGGCUGCUUUACAAGGGGAAGGCUCUGGCAGAUGAACACAGGUUGAGCGAUUACUCCAUUGGGCCAGAUGCAAAACUGAACCUGGUGGUGCGGCCAGCAGGAGAACGGGGCGGUGCUGGCGGAACCGGCGGAGCUGCUGGAGCAGCCAGCAGUAGCGGAGGGGUGUGGCAGUCUCUCUCUGCUGUCCUGGCCAAACACUUCAGCCCUGCAGAUGCAGCCAAAGUGCAGGAGCAGCUCAUCAAGGAUUACGAACGCUCGCUUCGGCAGCUCAGUCUAGAUGACAUUGAGCGCCUGGCCGGCCGACUGCUACACCCCAACACAGAGGGCAUGGACACCUCUUAUAUGGACUGAGAUCCAGCUGCUGUGACACUGAUCUGAAAUUCCUAAUGACCAACCGGUCAGUCUGGCAGAGGGAGGGUUGGGGGUGCUGCAAGAAAGAACUGUUUUAUUUAUCGCCCGCCCCUCCCGCCUGUUUGCCGUUGUUUCAGUCUUGACUCAUACGGGAUAAAAUGAGAGCCAGCAUUGCCACAAUCAUCCCUUAUGCAGUGAAAAUGACACUGGUUCAGUCCAGAUGCAGCUUGAUCUCUCUUGGAUUGGAAAAAUGUUGAGAAUUAAAGGGGUUAUUGUAAACCAAAAAAAAAAGGUUUGACAGUUUCAGCAAUCUUGUACUGUCAGAUCAUAAAAAGAAAUGAUACUGAUGGUGGAAGCAGGCAUUGUAUGUUUUGUAAAUAUUGUUUAUACACAUGAGCAGUAAAGGGGUAAAAAAAGGACCUGACUUGCUCAUUAUUGACAGUGUACCUCAUUUCAGCAAGUUCAGGCUGCUGAUGCCUGAACAAUUACAUCAACGAAAUGGACAACAGAAUUAAAAAAAUUAAGUGCAAUAAGAGAUGAAACAAGAGUGUCUAGCGUGUAGCUAAGAAAGCAAUAACCGUACAGGAAGACCCAUAACCACACAUCACUAGAGAUUCAAUAUGUCAAAUGUACCUUUUAUUCAACUUGCUUUGACGAGGAAAUGAUAUUAACAGGUGAUAUAACAUUGCAGUUCAGCCCGAUAGAUAAGGGGUUUCUAAUUAACUACUGCAUACAACACGGUUAAGUCUAUUUUGUUGGAUGGUUGAUACAGACAUAUAAAAUCAAUCAGGAUUUUGAUAUAUUUAU